GUUAUUGCUGAAACAACAGUUGACACAUCACCUCUUUCACUGUGUGGGAGAAAUCAUAGAAAGAAAUGGCUUCAGUUCUACCAGUACUUCUUUUUUGCCUGAUUCUUCAAUGCACACCAACCUACGCUCAAAAUCCAUGCAUGAUUCAGAAUGCCAUCGCUGGUGGUCCAUUUAACCUAAGCGUUAAUCCACUGUACUACAUGGCAAAUACAGAAUAUAAUGUUACCAUUUUAGGAAUUAAGUCUGAGGUUGAAGUGGCUCUGUCAGCCUUGAAGAACAAUAUCAGCUUUGGUUAUUGGGAGAACAAUUCUUCACUUUGCUCGGGUAUUUUUGCGAAUCGGACUUCAUCAAGUGAUAUCUGGAUUUCACCCACAGACAUGUCAGCUAAUGUGACAAUUAGGGCCUAUAUCAAGACAGUGAACAAAACAUAUCUUCUAACCAAAAUGAUCAGCACAAAUUCUAGUUCUGGAGCUGGGACCACUGCUUCAUCCAGUACCAGUAGCAACAUGACCACAGCUUCAACCCCAACCGAUGGAACAGCGAGUAACGUGACCACAGCUUCAACCCCAACCAAUGGAACAGCGAGUAACAUGACCACAGCUUCAAACCCAUCCAAUGGAACAGCUAGCAACAUGACCACAGCUUCAACUCCAACCAAUGAACCAGCUGGCAACAUGACCACAGCUUCAAACCCAACCAAUGGAACAGCGAGUAACAUGACCACAGCUUCAACUCCAACCAAUGAACCAGCUGGCAACAUGACCACAGCUUCAACCCCAACCAAUGGAACAGCAAGUAACAUGAUCACAGCUUCAAACCCAACCAAUGGAACAGCAAGUAACAUGACCACAGCUUCAACCCCAACCAAUGGAGCAGCUAGCAACAUGACCACAGCUUCACCCAAAGUCAAUGUAACAACUGACAACAUGACCACUGCUUCACCCAGAACCAGUGUGACCACCAGUGCGAAGAUGAACAAUACCACAAAUUCUCCUAUCAGCAAGAUGACUGUGAAAACCACUACUCCUUCCAGUACCAGAACAACCAUCAUGCAGAUGAAUAUCACCACAUCGUCAAGCACCGUGUCAGAUACUACUACCACAGGAAAUGCUAUGAGCACCAUCAAAACUUCAGGCGGAUUCACCAUUACUUUGAUGUUCUUAAUAUUUAUAGGCAUUGGGCACACACUUUUGUAAUCAAAUUAAUGUCACAUCUGUUGGAAUGUUCACCUGUACUUACCUACAGAUAUAACUGUCCUAACAUUUUCUGAGAUUUUACACAGUAACAGUUCCUGAUGUUAUACAGUGGUGAUCUUAGGGCUGUCAUUUGGAAGCACCUGAUGUUUUUUACUUACUUUAAUACACAGUUAGGCUCAAUUGAUAAAUGUUAAAUCUGCUUCGCCCUAUUAUAAAUUACAGUUAAUGCUAAUUUCCUAAACUAACUGGCAUGAUGAAUCAUGAAACAUUUUGUUGCACUUCUGAUCAGAAUUUAUAAAUGAAAAUAUUUGCUUUGCAUUUAUUAAUUCAGAAGUUCAGCCAACUCCCUCAAUGUGAGACUACAUGAAGGUCGCAACUGUUUUGUUUCAUGUAAUUUUUAUGGAUGUUUGCUGCCUUGUAUUUUUUGACAUUAUUAAAUUGUAUAUGGGAUGUACAAGAUGUACACUGUAACAACACUUCCAAUAUAUUGAAAACUUUUUGGUCAGCUGUUUAAUUAUUAACUCUAUCACUUGGCUUUGAUGAUGAGUCUCAAUCAGGCAGCAUGUUAGAUGAUCAAUUGGUGAUAGAAACCAACAUUCAGUCUCUGCUAAACAGUGAAGGCAGACAAUGAGCUCAGAGGAAGCCUGAAAAUUGUAAUGGAAAGAUUCUACUUUACAAAAUAAUUGCGAUUGACUUUGAAUUCCUGUUCCAUCCUGACUGAUAGUUGAAGAUCAAAUUGUUUGUAAUUUUUCAAAAUUAUCUUUGAAUUCAACAUAUCAUUAAUUACUGAUAUCUUCUUAUUGGUUGGAUGCAAUACAUCAUGGGUAAAACAGUUUCUAUGGGAUGUCAUUAUAAGUUAUAAUAAUUCUGACUCUUUAACAAUCCAUUUGUUUGAGCCUUAAGUGCCAUUAAUAUAUUUAUAUUUUAUUUGAUGCAGUUUAUAAGAGGUAAUCCUUUAAGACAAUCUUACAUUCUCAAUUAAUAAGUAUUACCAUGACACAUGGUCCAUUUGGACUUCAAAAUUCAGACACUACAAUAGGCAUCAUAAAUAUAUCACCAACUAUUGACCUAUUUUCUCAGCUUUCAAUCUUUUUUCAAUUUUCAGAUCUCAUUUGUUACUUGGAUUAGUUAUCUUAUGAUAUAUUAAUUGUUAUCUUUAUAUUUCUUGUGCAUUUGACUGUAUAAGAUAUUGCACAGCUCUAAAUAUUCCAAAAGCAAUGAUAUAUUUGACAUUUUAUCCAUGUUAUGAAGAUUUGCAAUGUCUGAUAUCUUGCAAUUGCACUUUAAAAGAUAAACACCUACCAACUUA
Molecule: messenger RNA, 2505 nt
Organism: Hemiscyllium ocellatum (epaulette shark)
Lineage: Eukaryota; Metazoa; Chordata; Chondrichthyes; Orectolobiformes; Hemiscylliidae
Exons: 4
Coding region: 66-1196 (376 amino acids)
Source: RefSeq, a predicted model, not a curated record